Hevea brasiliensis (rubber tree) is the source of this 1167-nucleotide messenger RNA. RefSeq names its product probable carboxylesterase 18. The record is from RefSeq and is a predicted model, not a curated record. Lineage: Eukaryota; Viridiplantae; Streptophyta; Magnoliopsida; Malpighiales; Euphorbiaceae. Gene Ontology annotation, molecular function: carboxylic ester hydrolase activity. Gene Ontology annotation, biological process: pollen tube growth. The coding region runs from base 28 to 1050 and encodes 340 amino acids. The transcript has a single exon.
CUGUUUGUCUCCAGAGCAAGGUCCUCCAUGGCACAAAGUCCUCGCCUUCUCGACCUUCCAUGGAAGGUCAACCUUUCCAUAUCCACCCUCAGCUUCGCCGUUGAUAUCACUCGUCGUUCCAAUGGCACUGUCAACCGCUUUCUCAUGAGCCUCUUUGAUUUCAAAACCUCUCCAUCCAAGAAACCAGUCAAUGGUGUCAAAUCCACCGAUAUCACAAUUGACAAGGCUCGCAAUCUCUGGUUCCGCCUCUACACUCCCACCACCACCACAGGAGGUGCUUCCCGUAAUGAUGUUAGCAUGCCGGUUAUUUUCUUCUUCCACGGUGGUGGCUUUGCUUACAUGUCACCAGACUCGAAGCCCUAUGAUGACUUCUGCUACCGGCUUGCGUGCGAGCUCUCUGCAAUUAUCAUCUCCGUCAACUACCGCCUCGCUCCAGAACAUCGCUGUCCAGCACAAUACGAAGACGGUUUUGAUGCUCUAAAAUUCAUUGACAACGAACAAAUUGAGGGAUUUUCAAACUGUGUCAAUCUUAAACACUGUUUUCUUGCUGGAGACAGUGCAGGAGGCAAUUUAGUGCAUCACGUUACGCUAAAAGCUAGUGAACGUGAAUUUCGCAACAUAAAACUUAUUGGAAACAUUUUGAUCCAGCCAUUUUUUGGCGGCGAAGAAAGAACAGAAUCUGAGACGAGGCUUAGCGGUCAAGUUCCAUUCUUUACUAUAGAGCGUGCAGACUGGAUGUGGAGGGCGUUCUUGCCGGAGGGGUCAGACCGUGACCAUCCGGCAGCGAAUGUUUUUGGGUUUAAUUCGGUAGAUCUUUCGGGAAGGGAGUUUCCGGCAACUAUUGUUUUUAUUGGAGGGCUUGACCCAUUGCAAGACUGGCAAAGGAGGUACUACGAAGGGCUGAAGAAAUCUGGGAAGAAAGCAUAUCUGGUUGAGUAUCCGAAUACAUUCCAUUCAUUUUAUGCUUACCCAGAUCUGCCUGAGUUUUCUUUGUUCAUCAAGGAAGUGAUGGAGUUUGUGCAGAAGCAAUCAGCAGCAACAAAUAAAUGAUUGUAUUUGGAUCCUACCUUCUGGUUUCUUAGUUUAUUUGCAUAAGCAUAUGAGUUGUUAACAAUUUCUGAGACGGAAGCAUAAUCCAAAUUAAAUCUAUUUAAGAAGGAAAUAAAA